AUGCCAAGGAAGAACCGUCGUCGCAACCAAGUGCCGGAGGACAGCAUCCAGCAGACGUGCCUGCUCUGCAAUCUUCCGGACGACAGCGAAAUGGUCUGCUGCGAUAAAUGCAAGCAGUGGUUUCACUUCAACUGCGUCGGAGUCAACGAAGAUGUGGCUAACCGCUCAUGGAGCUGCCCGGAUUGCGCCGAAGCUAGAGAUCCGGCUCUACAGCUGCCACUGUCAUCGACCCCGCCAGCAGUAGUUACAGGUGAGCUGCAAUCGUUUCGACCACCUCAAUCGCCCUUUGCGUCCCCGCGAGUGCCAAUUGCGCCCCCGACAAGAGUUUCGCCAGUGCCCUCUCCUCGAACACCAACCCCGCGCCCUCGUGUUUCUGGAGUGCAAAUGAAUCCCCCACCGACACCGCUUCCGCGUACCCCUCGACCGCAAAACCAACUGCCACCAGUGGCAGAGAUUCCAGAAGUGCAAAUCGUCGAUCCGGAAGUGGCAGAUGAAGUGCAUCUUGUGAAUAGACUGCCAGUGGACCUACGAAUUCAGUUUUUGGAGCAGCAGGAAGCAAUCGAGCAACGAUAUCUGCGUCGUAGAUUCCAGUUGUUGUUGGAGACUCCAGUCAACGUGAAUGCACCGAGCGGACAUGAAGAAAACGUUCCGGUAGAUCGAAACAUCGGAUUCCCACCUGUGUUCCACUCCUCACCAGUGUGUCACAACCAGUUGCCUCCACGUCCCACAUCCCAAAACAGAAUUGUUUCACCUUUCGUUCCAAUAUUGCAACCUCAGCGUCCGAAUCAUGACCAACCGAGUGUGUCAGGGGUUCCCAUAUCGCGAAUCGACCGGCAAGUGAAUUUUUCGGCUUUUCGCUCGCACCCAACCGAUCCAACCAUACACCGUCCUAUCGCUUCGACGCUCAUUCCGCCUCAGACUGACAAUCAUCCUACUGUGCCCGCAUUCUCGCAUCCCGGGGACAAUCAUCGACCGCGCAAUUCUGCUUUCGCUCCGCUCAUGGGUAGUUUGCGUCCACCCGCUCAGGAAUUGUUUCCGUCCGCUUUUCACGAUGAUCCUACAGUGGUGGGAGGAACGGCGCUGCUCAACAAAAGCCAAAUCGCCGCUCGUCAUGCAGUCCCAAAGGAGUUACCUAUCUUUACCGGCGAACCAGAGGAGUGGCCCCUAUUUUUCGCUUCGUUCGAGAAUACGACGCACCUCUGCGGAUUCACAGCUGAGGAGAACAUGGUCCGACUACAAAAAUGCCUUAAAGGGAAGGCGUUAGAAGCGGUAAAAUGCCAACUGUUGCACCCAAGCAACUUAGAUCAAGUUAUCGCUACUCUGAAGAUGCUUUUCGGUCGGCCGGAAAUUAUCGUUCAUUCGCUGCUUCAGAAGAUCAACAGUCUGCCUGCUCCCAAAGCAGAUCGUCUUGGAACACUCGUGGACUUCGCUUUGGCUGUUCGCAACAUGGUGGCCACAGUCAAGGCUUGUGAACUGGAAGAGCAUCUAUGCAACCUCACACUUCUGCACAGUUUGACAGAGCGACUUCCUCCAAUGAUUCGUCUGAAUUGGGCGACCCAUCGUCAGUCUCUUCAAUCAGUAACGUUAGCCGAGUUCAGCGACUGGUUGUACAAGCUAGCAGAAGCAGCUAGCACAGUGACGAUGCCUCAGUUCGCUGGUGCUAUCGAUAACAAAUCGCGCCGUGGCAGGAAGGAUGAUGGUUUUUUGAACGCACAUGCUGAAGCAACUCCGAAAGUGAAGCAACUAGAUACGAACCGUGCUUGUCUUAUCUGCCAGGGAAGUUGUGCCGCAGUAGAAAAGUGUGGGCGCUUUCUGUCGUUCGGACUUUCCGCUCGUUGGGAUGAACUUCGGGAACACAAGCUGUGUCGCAGCUGUUUGGGCAACCAUCGUGGUCCGUGCAAGUCCGCAAAGCCGUGCGGGAAAAGCGGUUGUCAGUACAAGCACCAUCGGCUGCUGCACAACGACGCCAAAGACAAACCGGAAACAUCAUCGUCUGGUUCCCGCGGUCAAGCCAAAGGGCUACAACAAGCCGUUGCUCCGGUGUCACGGGACGUCGAAUCCUGCAACACACAUCGAGGAGGAAGCAAAUCUGCUCUAUUCCAGUACAUUCCGAUUGUGCUGUACAACAACGGGAUCGAGCUGCGUACCCAUGCAUUCCUGGACAGUGGAUCGUCUCUAACGUUGAUGGAGGAAAGUUUGGCGAAGCAGUUGGACCUGAACGGUGAGAAGAGCCCCCUGUGCCUGCGGUGGACAGCUGAUACCUGCCGAUAUGAAAAAGACGCCACAAUCGUUUCCCUCAACAUCUCCGGCACAUACGAUGGUAGCAGUCUACAUACUUUACGGGAAGUCUACACGGUAAAGGAUUUGAAGCUGCCAACACAAUCGCUACCUACUGAAGAACUGGCAGACAAGUACUCGCAUCUAAAGGGUUUGCCAAUUGAACCCUACUCCAAUGUUCAGCCGAAGUUAUUGAUCGGCGUGAGCAACGCAAGGGUGAUGCAUAUUUUGGAUGAUCGCGAAGGGAAGCUGGAUGAACCUGUUGCAGUGAAGACGCGUCUUGGCUGGACGGUCUACGGCACGUAUGCGUCGGUGAAAGAUUCGAUUCCACGACUCCCGCACAGCUUCCAUAUUUGUUCACAUUUCCACGGAACGGAUGACAGCCUGCACGAAGCAGUCAAAAAUUACUUCGCUCUCGAUAGUCUGGGAAUCAGCGCUCCACAAAAUCAGCUUCUCUCCAAGGAAGAUGAGCGGGCUCUAGCGAUGCUGCGUGAAGUCACGACUUUUCAAGAUGGGAGAUACCAGGCAGGCCUACUGUGGAAAUACGACGACGUGCGACUACCCAACAAUCGAUCCAUGGCAUUGAGACGUCAUCGUUGUCUGACCAAGAGGAUGGAACGCGAGCCGCAGUUAGCUAGAACUUUGCGAGCGAAGAUGCAGGACUAUGAGCAGAAGGGAUACAUCCGUAAGUUGACACCUGAGGAGAGUCGUGCCACCGGAGAUCGCACAUGGUACUUGCCGAUUUUUCCGGUAUUCAACCCUAACAAACCGGGGAAGAUCAGGAUUGUCUUUGAUGCAGCUGCGUCCCUCGGUGAUGUUUCCCUCAAUUCCGUACUGAUGAAAGGACCGGACCAACUAAACGCUUUGCCGCCAGUGCUAUACAAGUUUCGAGAGCGGUUGAUCGGUCUCGGUGGCGAUGUUGCCGAGAUGUUCCAUCAGAUAAGAAUGCGACCGUCAGACGAACACAGUCAGCGGAUCUUGUGGUGUGAUUCUGAGGACCCAACUGAGCCAUGCGAUUACGUGAUGCAGGUUGUAACUUUUGGCGCUACCUGUUCACCCAGUACAGCGCUGUAUGUCCUGAACGAAAAUGCGUCACGAUUCGAGGAAAAGUACCCCGUCGCAGUUGAUGCUAUCUGCCGUCGUCACUACGUCGACGAUAUGUUGACCAGCGUUGAUACCGAGGAAGAAGCGAUCCAGUUAGCGAAGGAAGUUCGAUACAUUCAUCACGAAGGUGGGUUCCAUAUGCGGAACUGGGUGUCGAAUUCGUCAGCUGUACUUGAGGCCCUCGGAGAGAACCCUAAGUCCGAAAAGUCGAUGGAAAUGAAUACGGAGCUCGCCAUGGAAAAAGUUCUCGGUAUGUGGUGGAACACAACGUCGGAUGUCUUCAGUUAUAAACUCUGUACAGACCGCAACCGAGAGCUUCUGUCCGGUGCCAAGCACCCCACCAAGCGUGAUGUACUUCGUACACUGAUGGCUAUCUACGAUCCCUUAGGACUCAUCGCGCAUUACCUGAUGUAUUUGAAGGUAUUGCUACAAGAGAUCUGGAGAGCGAAGACCGGGUGGGACGAUCCGAUCGAAGAAAAGCAUCUGGAGAAAUGGUUGACCUGGUUACGCAUACUUCCCGAGCUGGAGUCCGUCAAGAUACCUCGUUGUUAUUUCCGACACGUGGCAGGAAUCGACAAUGCUACUGUGGAGCUCCAUACUUUCGUCGAUGCUAGUGAAAGUGGCUUCGCGGCCGUGUCUUAUUUCCGCUUCGAAGUGGAUGGCUACGUCGAAUGUGCCCUAAUCGGAAGUAAAACAAGAGUGGCACCUCUCAAGUUCGUCUCCAUCCCACGACUGGAGCUGCAAGCAGCUGUUAUUGGUACGCGUUUGGCACAGAGCGUUGCAGAGGGUCAUUCUAUCAAAAUUGAUCGUCGCUAUUUCUGGACGGACGCUCGAGACGUCAUGUGUUGGUUACAGUCUGAUCACCGACGUUAUUCGCAGUUCGUGGCCUUUCGUGUUGGCGAAAUACUGGAGGCAACGGACAUCACCGAGUGGAGAUGGCUUGGCACGAAACACAACGUUGCAGAUGAUGGUACAAAAUGGAAGUGCAGGCCAGAUCUCAAGCCAACAAGCCGUUGGUUUACAGGUCCAUCGUUUCUAUGGAAUCCAAAGAGCGAAUGGCCGUCUUCAACUCUGAAUUCCGACGAGACUACGAACGAACUCCGUGCGAGCUUUCUGUACCACAUGGAAGGCACAGUACGAACCAUUCUGCAGGCAGAAAAUUACUCGUCCUGGCAACGUUUGCUACGGGUGACAGCUUUCGUUCAUCGUUUCAUUGGGAACAUCAAACGCAAACAGAAGAAGGAGUCAAUGAUCCUCGGACCGCUCACACAAGACGAACUUUCCGCAGCGGAAUCAUUCCAGUUUCGACAAGCCCAGGCAGACGUGUACGGCGAGCAGUUAGCAGCAAUUUCAUCAAAAAAAACGACUGAAGAAGACAGAUAG
Molecule: messenger RNA, 4764 nt
Organism: Aedes albopictus (Asian tiger mosquito)
Lineage: Eukaryota; Metazoa; Arthropoda; Insecta; Diptera; Culicidae
Exons: 1
Coding region: 1-4764 (1587 amino acids)
Source: RefSeq, a predicted model, not a curated record